Molecule: messenger RNA, 2843 nt
Organism: Fopius arisanus
Lineage: Eukaryota; Metazoa; Arthropoda; Insecta; Hymenoptera; Braconidae
Product: B-cell lymphoma 3
Exons: 3
Coding region: 691-2838 (715 amino acids)
Molecular function (GO): protein binding
Source: RefSeq, a predicted model, not a curated record
UUGAGGUUAACCUGACCGACAACUACACAUUUGUGUUGAGCGCAUUGUUCAGUAAAUAAACGAGUGGUGCGUUGCAAAAAUUGAAAGUCAUGCGAAUUUGCAUUAACAAUUGAAAAAUACAAUAUUCCUAAUCGAAAGCGACAAUUCGAUACCAGUGAAUCCCCGAAUUAAUACCAUCUCAAGAGUCAUUAACUUUCGUGUGUUUAACCUGGGAUAAAGAAAAGUGCACACUCAAGAAAUUUUCAACAGGGAUGUCCGCCUUUAUGCGUCGAAUCCGCGAUCAGUAAUUCCCCUGUUCUUUUACCUAGAAUCCAGCACACCACAACGUGCCUCUAUCAAUUACUCUAUUAAAUCUCCCCAAUAAAUCCCUUAAAAAAUCGUUUAAGUACUCAAGAACAUUGAAUUAUUCCUCAAUUAAACAAUUAUCAACCUUAACAUCAAUUAAAUAAUAAAUAAUAUCAAUGUGAGCCACGAAAACUUAUGGAUAGUCGAUCGUCCUUGAUUUUCACAACAUCUCGAGUCACUAUAUAAUUUUGGAAAAAUAAUAGACAAACUUUAUAAAGAGAAUUAACAAGAGAUAAAAAAUAAACAUUUUUUAUAAAAUUUGAAAGUGAGAAAAAUCGUUAAAAAAUUCACAUAAUCCUACAUAAUUUUGCGACGAGUAAGAAUAAAUGAAUUGAUAAAUGAAAAAUGGAAAAUCUUGUUGCUGACGUAGCGAAAGUGAGAAAACGUAAACGAGUUACAGCAGCAGCAAUUCCGAAACUUCAGGUGAGUGAGUGCGUUCGUGAAUUCAAAUUGCCACAGGCUUUUCCCAGCAUGGCCAAUGCCGUCAAAAAAUCUGCGAUGAAUGUCAGUCUGGAAAGAGUACGGAUGCCUCAGUCUACGAUAAGCCUCAAGAUAAAUUCAGGAAAGAUCGAUCCAAACACAAAACUUCAAAAGCUCAAGCUGAAGACACCUGAUGGACAGGACCUGGGGGAGUUUAACAUUCAGGUGCUCCCCACGAUGCAGGGAGACAAGUCUAACCCAAUGCUGAAUACCAUCAAUCCUGAUGGUAAAUUUUCACAGAUCAAGCUUUCAGGAGACGAUGUGAAGAGUGGAUCGACUAUAUCUUCUAUUAAGUAUCUGCAAAAACCCAUUCAGGACGUGUCCAAUGUUGAUAACACAGCAACACAUGGGGUUCUCAUUCCAAUUUCUCCAAUGGUGAUGAAUGGAAAGAACUACACAGUCCAGAAUUCUGCCUGUCAGCAGAUUAAAGUCCAUAGCAAUGGAAAAAUCGAUCCCAUGAGUCCUGUCGCCUUGAAUUUCAACAAAAUCGAGGCAAUUCCCAACGUCAAUAUCAAGAACGCUAAGAAUCUGCCGGCUGGAAUGAAAAUCAAACUCGUGAAUAGGAGAAAUGUUAAAGUUAAUGGAGUAACACAAAUUAUAAGCACUGACAACUCGAGUGUUGGAAAAAGAAAGUCGGGGGAUCUCCCCCUUAAUUCUCGAAUGGAACCUAAUAAAAUUAUCAAACUGGAGAGCCUGAACAACCUGGAGACGAUGAAUUUGCAGAACGAUACGUAUUAUGUUGUGCCUGAUGAUGAGACUCUGCAGGCUAUUCCUGAGUUGGAGCUUCAGAAUCGGGUCUCAUCCGAAGGUGACACCAGGCAGACUCCCAGGAGCUCCUUGGGACGAGUGAAUCUUCUCAGGAAGGACAAGUGGAACUCCACCAUUUCGACUAGAUCUGAGUGUGACAGCACGAAUACGUCAGCUGUUGCUCAGCAGGACGGGGACUUUGGUGUCGACCCUGAACUUGAUGAUGAUCUGAGCGCCCUGGGGGAGGCCCUCAGGUCCCUUCCUGAUGUUAAUCUCAGGAACAAAGCCCUCGAAGCCCUCAAGAGCGUUGGCAUCGGGGCGGAGAGACUCAUACCUAAAAAAACCGUUGAACAUAUUUCAGUGAAGGAUUCUGGGACUCAGACUGAGGUCUUUGGUCUCCUGGAGAAGGGGAAGGAGGAAUUCAUCAAGGCUUGUGAUGAUCCCAAUUUGGAGAGGAUUCCUCUGAAGGAGAAGCGUUUCGAAGCCACGGAGAAAAGGCGACCGAGGUUCGAUGGGAUUGAGUUGGAUUCUAUGCUGAUGAGACUCGCUGAUGAUGAGAGGGUCAAAAAGGUGAAUAAUAUGAUGAAAUUCGAUCCUAGUACUGAGAAGAUCUACCGCAUGUUGCAGAGGGACUUUGAGAAUGUCAGGAAAUACGAUGAGAAUGGAUUUUUGGAUAUUCAUAAGGCUGUUUUCGAUGACAAUGUCACAGGGGUCAAGAAACAGAUUUUACUUUUGAAGGCUUGUAAAAUCAGUGUUGAUAUUCCCACAAAAGAUGGACAGUCGAGUUUGGAAUUGGCGCUUAAAUUCGCCGAAUCGAAUGAGAUAAUUCGAUUGCUAUUGAACGCCGGGGCGAAUCCUACGUCAUCGGAAAUAGCUCACGAUUCAGCGUUGACGAUAGCGAGUAGAAAUUCAACGUGGUGUCUUGAUCUGCUAAUAAAAAAGGCGCCGACAGCUGGGGAUCUCAACUACGUCGACGCGGAGGGCUUCGCUGCGAUCCAUUACUGUUCGCAACAAGGGAAUUAUGCAGGAGUAAUGUCGCUGAUCAGGGCAGAUGCUGAUCUCAAUGUUCGUGACGGUAAAUCGGGCAGAACACCCCUAUUCCACGCCCUGGAGAACGACGAGCUGACCAUAGCAAAACAAUUACUCGUCAACGGGGCAAAACCGCAUAUUCCAAAUUUCUCCGGUCAGACGUGUUAUCACCUGUUUGAUGAGAUCAAGCACGUCUCGUUGAAAGAAUUCCUGACGAAAACUCCAACCAAGAAAUAGACUAA